AUUUUAUAAAAUUGGGAAUUUUUGUAACACAGUAAUGAGAUUUGUUUGAGUUACAGUUGGGAAUAUCUAAAUUCGGCAAGGAGAUUGGACAAUAGAGAAAUUUUUCUUAAAUUGAAAAUUUCCUGAAUUGCAGAGUCCAUUGUAGUGUAUCUAGUUAAAUAGAAUGCUUUUUGUUCAACACGUGAAGCUCUGUCUUCUCCUUACUUCAAACAUAGCCCACGGGUGUAUACCAGUCCACUGCACAAUUUGACAAAACACUGAGUAACCUAGGGUCUAUUAAGAUUCUCGUAGCUGGAAUUAGGGCUCAACAGGAACCCAGGCAAAUCGCAAAGUUAGGAGUGUUCACCCUACCCUACGGGUAGGAAAUUUAGUCUUCCUUCUUCUUACCCGAUACUUUGCGAAAAUAUUUUUUCUUGGCCUACCUUACCUGAUCAAGUGUGGUAUUCCUACCUGAUUAAUCGAGUAGGAAAUCUGGUAAACAUUUUUGUAGCUAUUAAUUUUUGGAUCAUUUUGAUAAUUUAAUUAAAUAACAUGUAUCAAUUUAACAACACAAUAAAUCAAAAACUUUAAGACUUAAAACAAUUACAAUAAAAUACAAAAAAGUAUGAACAUCAAUCCAUCAUAUUUACUACACAAAUAUAAUAACAAUUAUUUUAAGUUUAAACCAUAUGAAAGACAUUAAAAAUCAUGAUUGCUCCAAUAGAUUAUUAGUUUACCACAAAUCAUGUAACCUACACAAAAAACAAGUCCGUGUUUUAGCAACUCAAACAUCUACAACAAUAACAAUGUUAUCAUAUAAAUUAUACCACACAAAUACUCUUAUAAUUACUAAAACAAAUAUAAAAAAGUUAAAUAUAUUUUUUGCUGGUAGGUUAGGGUAGGAUAGAAAUACAAAAAUUGAUGGGUAUUUGCAUUCUUACCCGAUUUAAUCGGCAGAUCAAAUUUUUUUUCGCAUUCCUACCUAAUUUUUGUGGCUAGCCGUUCAGUAGGGUCGGGUAGGGUAGAAAAUUGUGGCCAAUCGAAAAUUUGAACACCCCUACCCAUAGCCGAUUCUUGUAGAAGACAUUAGUUGUCUUCUUUGAACAAGCUUAGGACUAAACUUGGAUUUCCUUAGUUAGGGUGUGUGUAUUUUAAAGGCUGAGCUUAGGGGAUGGCGAAAGCAAAGAGAGCAGAAGAUAGAAAAGAGACAAAGGUAAGUAUUUGCCUUCCAAAGAGAGGAGAGAGGCAAAACUUGUGAAAUAGCAGAAAAGGGGCUUGAUGGGAGAAGAAAUAUUUGUAUGAAAGCGGGUUUAUAUCCGCUUCAUUUGACAAAGCGGUCUUGCAUAAUACGCUUUCUGUUUGAAUACACAUUUGUUAUUUAAGUAAAAGCGGAUUUCAUAAAUACGCUUUCAAUAAUAAAAACGGAUUUGUUGAUUCUGGUUUACCACAUGAAAUCGGAUUUGUUGAUUCUGCUUUUAAAAACUUUUGUAGAUUGGUAAAUAAGUUCAAGUCACCCCUCUCCCUCUCUCGCUUCCCCAAAAAAAAAAAAAAUAAUAUAAUUUUUUUCUUUAGUCUAAUGUUACUCCUUACAUUGUAAAAAUUAAAAAAAAAAAAAAGGAAGAAGAUUCAAGGCUGAAGUUGGGCUCUGCUUCGCGACAAAAGGGCUUCUUGGAGUGUACAGGAGAAUUUAAACUUAACAUUGAAUGCAAUCAUGCCACCCUAUCUGGUCACAGCUGCCAUCAUGAGCUUGAAACUGCAAGAAUCAAUGGUUUACUUGGUAACAUUGAUGCAAACACUGGGGAUCCUCAAAUUGGUUGGGAUACAGAUCAGUUUUUGAUGGAUGUAAGUGAAGCAACAUUGGUUAUGCUCAGUGUCAUAAAAAACGAGGGGUUGGCACCUGGAGGAUUCAAUUUUGAUGCCAAGUUGCGGAGGGAGAGCACGGAUGUGGAUGACUUAUUCAUUGCUCAUAUUGGCGGUAUGGAUACCCUUGCACGUGGACUUCGAAACGCUGCCAAGCUGAUUGAGGAUGGUUCUUUAAAUGAGCUUGUUCGCAAGAGAUAUCAGAGUUUUGACACAGAAAUUGGGGCCCAAGUAGAAGCUGGAAAGGCUGACUUCGAAACCCUUGAGAAGAAGGCCAUGGAAUGGGGAGCACCCAAAGUUCCUUCUGCUAAGCAGGAACUUGCAGAGAUGAUUUUCCAAUCAGCAUUGUAGGAGAAAAACAGAGUUUUGACAUAGUUCGAAGUUUCUAUUUGCAACCUUUUUUUCUAGAAAUACUUGGUUGUGUUUACUGGUGACAGAACCAACAGUUACACUUGGGUUAUGUGUUACCAUUCUCUUCCUAGUAAAAUACUGUUACUAAACCCUAAAAUAGUUAUCAGCACAAUUAUUAGUUAGCGGAUAGCUUUUCUACCAGUUAAGCCCUUUUCAUGCUUUAAUGUUAAAUCUAUAUCUGGGAAGUCUGUGCAUGGGAUUAUGUGUGCUUGUAAGGAUUUGUGCUCAUUCAUAAACUCUUGCUGAUGAGUUUGUUUCCUUUUGCUGCUGAGUUUGUUGUUGGGAAACUGUAAG
Messenger RNA from Ilex paraguariensis (yerba mate), 2544 nucleotides. Lineage: Eukaryota; Viridiplantae; Streptophyta; Magnoliopsida; Aquifoliales; Aquifoliaceae. The record is from the annotation of a GenBank genome assembly.